UGCAUAAAGGCAGAGGACAGUGCGCGCCCCUGGAUGCGAGCAGCUCAAGUCGCAGCAGCCACUCCACUCCAUGUUUUGCCCUGCCCUUGUGCGCUCUGCUCGCCGUGCAGCGUGUCUCCGUUGCAUUUUGCUUUCCUCACACCGACACGAGCACAGGGCUGCUGUGUGUGCGGGAGAAGUUGUUUGCACAGAGAGCACCAGGUAGCAACUGUCUUCUUCAAACGGGUUAGUCCAAGCUGGGAGCAAUCGGACUCGUCAGGGUCUUUUUCUUUUUCGAGGUGGAAGAGACGAAGCUUUUGCAAUGAGGUGGACGUGCCAGUAUCUAAAGUGAGGAGUGAUUUUCCUUUUUUCCUUUUUGUUUUAAUGAACAUCUGACACCCUGCUCACUGGAGACAUUUUUUAAUCAGCUCUUUCGGGAUUUUUUUUUGUUCUUUUUCCGACGGAGCUCGUAUUUCCCUGUGAAACAUUAUCAAGGAUUUCACUGAUGUAUGCGAUGUGGAGACUGCAAGUCGCCUUAUGUACUCUGUCGGUGCUGUCCCUGUCAUCUGCUGGUGAAAGCAAAGCGCGGAGCUGCAGCGAGACGAGGCAAGCUUAUAACGCUAAAGGAUUCAGCCUCGUCAAUGUGCCUCAUCAGGAAAUAUCAGGUGAGCACCUGCGUGUCUGUCCUCAGGGAUACACCUGCUGCACAUCGGAGAUGGAGGACAAACUCAACCAGCAGAGCAAACUGGAGUUUGAGAAGUUGGUCGAGGAGAGCAGCCACAAUAUGAGGACGACAUUUGUCUCAAGGCAUAAAAAGUUUGAUGAGUUUUUCUUGGAGCUGCUGGACAAUUCUGAGAAGUCUCUCAACAGUAUGUUCACACAGACGUACGGGAAGCUGUAUAUGCAGAACUCGGAGGUGUUCCAGGACCUGUUCACUGAGCUGAAGCGCUACUACACAGGGGGCAACGUCAACCUGGAGGAGAUGCUUAAUGACUUCUGGUCCAGGCUGCUGGAACGCAUGUUCCAGUUACUCAACUCCCAGUACCACUUCACAGACGACUACCUAGAGUGCGUCAGUAAAUACACAGAUCUGCUAAAGCCCUUUGGAGAUGUGCCCAGGAAACUGAAGGCCCAGGUCACCAGGGCCUUCAUCGCUGCCCGGACGUUUGUCCAGGGGCUAAUGGUGGGUCGGGAGGUCGCCAACAGGGUUGCCAAGGUGAAUGUAGUACCAGCAUGUGUCAAAGCCUUGACCAAGAUGCUGUACUGUCCAUACUGUCGCGGCAUGCCUGGGCUGAAACCCUGUCACAACUACUGUCACAACGUUAUGAGAGGCUGUCUCGCGAACCAGGCAGACCUAGAUGCUGAAUGGAACCUCUACAUCGAUGCUAUGUUACUGGUGGCAGCCAGACUGGAGGGACCCUUCAACAUUGAAGCCGUUAUAGAGCCAGUUGACAUCAAGAUCUCUGAGGCCAUCAUGACCAUGCAGAGCAACAGCGUGCACGUGUCAGCCAAGGUUUUUCAAGGGUGUGGCCAGCCAACGCCAUCAGGAAUAGGCAGGUCUGCGCGUGGCAUCUCAGAUGUGUUCAGUGCUCGCUUCAGACCCUACACCCCUGAAGAGAGGCCAACUACCGCAGCUGGAACAAGCCUGGAAAGACUGGUGAUUGACAUCAAAGAGAAGUUGAGGGAGUCCAAGAAGUUCUGGUCCAACCUGCCAGAUGACAUCUGUGCCAAGGGCAAGCUCACAGAGUCUGACGAGGAUCAGUGCUGGAACAGCCACACAAAGGGCAGAUAUUUCCCUGAGGUGGUGAAGGAGGGUCUAACCAACCAAGUGAACAACCCAGAGGUGGAUGUGGAUAUCACCAGGCCUGACACACUGAUACGACAGCAGAUCAUGGCUCUACGUGUCAUGACCAACAAGCUAAAGAACGCCUACAAUGGAAAUGACAUCUACUUCCAGGACUCAAGUGAUGAGGGCAGUAGUUCUGGUAGUGGCAGCGGCUGCUCUGAUGGCUGCACAACAGAGUUUGUUUUUGUUGGAACAGAGGCUCCUGUGAUCGGAGCCGACAGAAGCAAUGAACGUGCAGCAGCAGCAGCCGCGGGCAAGUCAUUUUCCCGCGGACCCUCCCUACUGCUGGUGUUGGCCGCCCUCGCACUCCCACUCUGGGCAAUGCAGACUCGAUGGAGAUAAUACACGAGUGUGGCCUGAUCACUGAUUUUUAUACUGUUACGUACAGUACAGUGUGUGUAACAGCAAGUUCUACUGCUGUUCCCUCACUGGACACUGGAAACCUGUGGAGAAUGGCUUACUGUGUUGUAUGGUAGGACUGGAAGUGAGUGCAGUGCUGCAUCCUGCUCGUCCCCCAAAGAAUGCUCGGUGCCAUCACUGAACCAGCUUUCUCUGAAAAAAAAACAACGUGGUGUUUUCUCAUUAUUCUAAAGUGGGUUUUAAAAAAACUAGUGAAAACUAUCUGAUCAGAUUUUUCAGAUAAAAGGGAAUUUAUUUUUAUUUUCCUUUGUAUGAUGAAGUUGUGAAAACGAGACAACACCCAUUUUGUCUUAUUAGCCUUUUCCCCCUCAGAUAAAAGGAGAAAGUCUUACUGUGUGCAUGCAUGGAAAUGAUGUUAAAUGACAAAAACAUGUUUUAGUUUUUUUUAUGCAGGCUACACAGUUUUGGAUUGGUUGGUACAGGAUUGUACAGUGCUAGCAGUUCACCUGGUUUCCCGUUUGGUCAUAUCAGUAUGGCUUCAGGAAGUACAGCCACUUUAUUGUUGCACAUUUGAUUUUCUCUAAGAAAGUGCUAAUGUACUGCACUGCUUUGCACAGAUUAUUUUUGUCGGCUUCAUACGUUUAUAACGCUACAGGAAACUUCCACCCCAUAGAGGCAGAAGAUCUAUAUUUUCAGAUCAUUUAACUGAUUGUAUUGUACUUAUAACUGGUUGCAGUAUGUAUUUCACUGGAAGGUACUGUCAUGUUAUCUUACUGGUUUAGUUAAUGGCUACAUUUUUUAUAAAUGUUUUUGUUUUUACAAAAUAUUUGAUCACCUCUAAAAAUUAAAAAAACGGGAGUUUUUCGCAACAACACUAAGCCAUUAUACUACAAUUGCCUGCUAACUAUAUUUAGUUACCUGAUUUACUUUCUUCCUUUUGGGUACUUAACAUGCACUUAAACAUUUCAGAUUUCUCAGAGUAUAUUAGUGAUAUUAGGUAUAUGUUAAUGACAUUUUUUAUGUAUUUUCUUUGCUCCCAUGCUUUAAUUAUUUAUGAUUUAUGUUGAAUGUUUGUAUUACUUGUUUAUAUUACAUGUAUGGAAGGUUAUACAUUACCCUACACCUGUAAGCUCAGCCCACUGACAGGCUCUGCAGGUUCACCCAUUCACAUCUUAUGGAGCACUAUGCUGAAAUUUGUGUUCUUGGCCAAUCAUGACGGACCCACCACCCCUACAGGCUAAAGGUUAUACAAGUGCCCAUGCUUUCCUAAAAGACAUGUAAAAAUCAUCUGAUUUCCUAGGCACAAAUUACAGAUGUGGAUGAAAUGCAGUGUUUCUGUGGUCCCCUCAAAGGAGCAAAUGACAAAAGUAGACUGAUAUCCACAUUUGCCAAAGUUUGCAGCAACAUGGUUGUCUUCACAGACAGCAACUUAAGCAAGAUCUCCCCUCAGUGGGCUCAUAUGACUCACACAAGAGACCCCAAUCACCACAGGAAGCUUCCACUGCAGAACAGAUGGGAAAACAUUUGACCUUUGAUGCCUCACUACCUGCAAAAACUGCUUCAGGAGAAGGUGACUAAACAGCAGCCUCCCACUAAAACCAGCAUGAUACAAUUAAAUCACUGGUGCAUACAUUUUAAUUGUGAAAGGCGACAUGCCUCUAUCCAAUCAAAGCCUGAGGAAAGACAACACUAAACUGAUCAACAUAAGGUCCUCUAUAAUGUUUGUACUGUGCAUUAAAAAACCUGAGUGGAAAUGCAGAAAAGACCAAAAUUAAAAACGUUAAAUAUUGCAAAAAAGUGUUUACUCUGGGCUGACUGAGAGAGCCUGUUAAAAGGUCAAAGUCUAUAUGAGACAAAAGCAGGGGUGCAAUGGAAACUAAACACACAUACAGUAAACGCAGUUUACCAACCUCACAAAAUCUGAAAUAGUGUUUACACAAAAGUGACAUGGGUUACACUCUACCACACUUUUGUGUUGGAUAUUUUGGAUAUCUCACGUCUCCUCUGCCGGAUCAUAUUUACAUGAGCACAGAAAGCCCACCACCCACCUUUGUUAGGCAGAGGUGAAAGCAAACCGAUCCCCAUCUCAACUUAGUGGGGCAGACAGAUGAGAGGUAGUUAGACAGGAUGGACAUCCAGCAGUAACUAUUUAUAAUGUGCUGAAUAUUGAAUGAAGGAACUCGCUGCCAGACCUGAUGUGCAGCAACAGGAUUUACCCACCCAGGAGUGCAGUCUGGAAAGCAGAUAAUUGCAAUGAAGGAACGUCCAUGUAAAAAUCAUGUUUUGUUAAAUUGGGCCGUUUAAGCUCAGACUGAUAAUUCAAUUUCGGCUUCAGGCAUCUUCACUUGAUUUUUCGAAUUGAACACAAAUAGAUGUUUUGUCAGCACUUUUAUUUUGAUGUUAAGUGUCAUAUUGUUCCCUAAAACUAGAUUAAAUCAAGCAGUAACAGAGUUGCAUUCCGAUGACCUUUUCCUUUGUUGAUUUUACAAUUGAUUAAAUAACUAUACAGUAAAAGUGCAAGUUAGUGGGUUGUAUAUCGCUGCAGUCAAACACAGCCAUAUAAAUUCACUUUUCAAGUAUUAAAUAACAUUGCGGAGGCAGAUAUUUCUGAGUCAGGUCAGAAGUGAGCUAUGAACUUAUGAAGACUAAGUUUUUGAAAGUGUGAAAACUCAGCAAGCAUCUGCAGCCAGACAAAGGUUGAAUGCACCAGUAUCUGUGAUUGCAACAACAAGAGAUUUUGUAUGAGUUAGGAUGAGGCAGGUCUUCGGGUCAUGUUCCUGAAAUACAGUAAA
This is a messenger RNA of Sander lucioperca (pikeperch), 4977 nucleotides long. RefSeq names its product glypican 6a (gene gpc6a). Gene Ontology annotation, cellular component: extracellular region; cell surface; plasma membrane. Lineage: Eukaryota; Metazoa; Chordata; Actinopteri; Perciformes; Percidae. Gene Ontology annotation, biological process: cell migration; regulation of protein localization to membrane; regulation of signal transduction. The coding region runs from base 485 to 2167 and encodes 560 amino acids. The transcript has 9 exons. The record is from RefSeq and is a predicted model, not a curated record.